AUGUCCACCAUCGCCCCAACAGCGCUACAGAGCGCUCAGGCGCCCGUCAUUCCGCUCGACUUCAACGCCAACCAGCCCCAGACCAUCCGCCUCUUCCCUCUCUCCAACUACACCUUCGGCGUCAAGGAGACCCAACCCGAGGAGGACCCCAGCGUUUUGGCCCGCCUGAAGCGUCUCGAGGAGCACUACGACGCGCACGGCAUGCGGCGCACCUGCGAGGGCAUCCUCGUCUGCCACGAGCACAACCAUCCGCACAUCUUGAUGCUGCAGAUCGCCAAUGCCUUCUUCAAAUUGCCCGGCGAUUACUUGCGCCCGGAAGACGAGGAGAUUGAAGGGUUCAAGACGCGUUUGGACGAGCGCCUGGCGCCCGUGGGCAGCCUGGGCGAGGGCAAUAAGGCGGCGGACUGGGAGGUCGGCGAUUGCUUGGCGCAGUGGUGGCGACCGAACUUUGAGACGUUCAUGUACCCGUUUGUGCCGGCGCAUAUCACCCGGCCCAAGGAGUGCAAGAAGUUGUACUUUAUCCAGCUGCCUCACUCAAAGGUGCUGAGUGUCCCCAAAAACAUGAAACUGCUCGCAGUCCCGCUCUUCGAGCUCUACGAAAACACCCAGCGCUAUGGCCCCCAACUGUCCGCCAUCCCCCACCUGCUGAGCCGAUACAACUUUGAGUUUGUCAACGAGGAUGGUGAGGUGGUCGCCAUGACGCCCGGUGCUGGCCCGACCGACUAUGUCCCCAAGACCAAGGUUCUAGCGGGUGGCGACGACGUCGACAUGAAUACCGAGAACGGGACGCACUAA
Molecule: messenger RNA, 795 nt
Organism: Dichotomopilus funicola
Lineage: Eukaryota; Fungi; Ascomycota; Sordariomycetes; Sordariales; Chaetomiaceae
Product: nucleotide hydrolase-domain-containing protein
Exons: 2
Coding region: 1-795 (264 amino acids)
Cellular component (GO): mRNA cleavage factor complex
Molecular function (GO): mRNA 3'-UTR AU-rich region binding
Source: RefSeq, a predicted model, not a curated record